Molecule: messenger RNA, 3229 nt
Organism: Triticum dicoccoides
Lineage: Eukaryota; Viridiplantae; Streptophyta; Magnoliopsida; Poales; Poaceae
Exons: 13
Coding region: 1-1860 (619 amino acids)
Source: RefSeq, a predicted model, not a curated record
AUGGCGAGGGUGUUUUCAUUGUCGUGCCUCGUCUUCGGGCACAUCGAUGACCAACAUGCCACCACGCUGUAUAGCGUUUCGGACGGCACGCGCCGCCCCUGCGAGGAGAUGGAGGAGGUGCUGCGCGGCAAGCGGAGCUGGGUGACAUCGCGCGGCUGGCUGCUCCUCUGGGACUCGGCGACGCUCGCCACCAUCCUGUGGAACCCGCGGGCCGCCGCCUCUGAUGGUGACAAGAUCGCGCUGCCGCCGUGGGCUUCGCCGCCGGCGUCAGGCACCGACGGCGCGCUGUCUGGUGAGCCCACGGAUCCCGGCGGCUGCACGAUGGUCGUUCUCGAGCGGUAUAGGUCGAGCUCGGAUGAAACGACCAUGUGGUACUGCCACGCCGGCGGCACGCCGUCGCCGUGGGACAGGUACGUGUACGACCUGGGCGGCGUGCGAACCCCGUGGGGCAAAUUCGCGAAGCGGUUCAUGUCUGGCCUCGCGGCGUGCGGCGGCAAGUUCUACUGGUCGGUCAGGGCGGCCGAGUACGGCGUGCCCAGGACGAAAAACGAGAGGGGGAGUAGGGGCAAAUGCCUUGGGCCAAGUGGAGCCAUCGUUGACAUCGCCGUCUACAGGGUGGAUCUCGCGGGCAAGAGGUUUAUCAGGGUGGGCAGCAUUGGCGACCGGGCCAUCCUCGCCGGCGGCUCGAGCUACGCUUUCGCAGGCUGGUGCCCGGCCAACGAGUUUGGGCAGCUGCCCAACAGCGUGUACUGGAUACACCCCUACGACGGCCGCAUGUACGUGUACGAAGUUGGAUUCAAUACGGAGGAAGGGGGCGUACCUAGCCGCCUCCUCUCUCCCUCCCUCCCGCGCGCCUCCUCUCCUCCCCCCGCCUCCCGCAGCCACAUCGCCGCCGCCGCCACCCGCCUCCCCACUCGGGCGAACCCCUCUCCUCUUCCCCCGCCUCGCCUCUCUCCCUUCCCCCGUCCAAACCCUAGGCCCGCGCCAGCCGGCCGCCGCCGCCGCCGCUCGCCCAGGCCAUCCUCCCGCUGUGAAGGAAGCGGCCAGAGAGGAAGGGCGUCGCCGGGUGUGCGCGUGCCUCCGCGGAUUCGUGCCACGGUUGCCGGAGGCGUGGGCGCCGCGGGUCAACCGCACCGGGGAGGAUGGGGGCGCCACAAGCCUCGUCGGAGGUCGCCUCUCCAGAUCGGUGGAGGCCAAGGGCAAGGGCAAGGAGGAGGGGAGAAGAAGACCUUCGGCCAGCUGCGGGAAGCCGCCGCUGGCGUCCUCCGCGGUAUCCACCGGCGCCGGUGGCGGGCAGAAGCGCAAGUGCCACGACCACGCGCACUCCGAGAACGUCGCCGGCGGAAAGUACGGCGCCUCCGGUGGCCGCUGCCACUGCUCCAAGCGCAGGAAGUCCCGGGUUCGGCGGAUGACUCGCGUGCCGGCAAUCAGCACGAAGGCGGCAGAGAUCCCCGCGGACGACUUCUCGUGGCGCAAGUACGGCAGAAGCCGCCUGUGGAGAAUGCCCUGGACUCAUCAGUUGACGCAACUCGGUUGAGCUGCGGUGCACUAUAUUUAGCUGAUUUUAUUGGGAAGUGGUGGAACCAGGGAGGUGGGAAUAAUUUCAGUAUUAAAACUGUGGGGGAAAGCAGACACGUAGGCGGGCUCUUCGGCGGCCGCGAGAACUACGACAAGCGCAUGCACUGCCUGUCCAAGGAGGAGGUCGUCGUGCAUGCGCGGAUGCGUCGCCGGGCCCAGUUCUCCUGCCGCACCUUCCGCAACAUCAUCGUCCUCUCCAUCAUCACUGAGGAACAUUAUUUAUCGAGUUUUGGAUCAGAUGCGGGGAUUUCUCCUGAACUCCACCGCCUCAAGCUGUCGUAGUUGGUGUUGUCCGUGCUGGAUUCGAUUGACCUACCAUUGUCUGCUACCGUGAGAGGUAGGUCCGCUGCGGGUGCUCGUGCUUCUGGUUGAUUCGUCCUGCUGCGCCGGUCUUUGUUCUGCAGGGCCAUGUCUGUUGGUGCCACGAAACGGCCGUGGCACUGCUUGUGUGAGCCACGACGGCGCUACCCGCGCGCCUGCCCCGAAACGCUGCCGCGAGCCGAGCCGCCGGCGUUCAUCUGGAGAAGCGCGGGAAGAAGAAGAUGGGUUAGAUGUUCAACGAAAUGAUUCUUCGGCAUCCAAGCUAGGUUUAUAUGGCAUCAAAGGCCACGGCGCAUGCUGUACUGACAGAUAGUUCAGUCCAUCGUAACCAUAGUGCCCUCACCAUAACAUGAACAACAGAGGGCCGGUGCGCUCACCAUGACCUUGAUGGCACAACGGAAGUUCGAGUCCUCUGUAGAGAAGCAUCCAGUGGCGGAGGCUAUGAGGUUGCAUUCUUAUUUCUCCUAGGACUAUGUUUAAACAUUCAACAACUCCGGCCAACAUAUGAAACAAGGCCAAGUCUCGCAUGGGGAUGUAGCCCAUCCUCUGCUUGCUUCCAGCAUGGCGCCAGCCGGAUCCACCUCGGCCACAACCACGACACCGACAUUGGCAGCCAUGUGCUUCUUCUCCAUCACCACAAAAUGAGAAUGCAAGGCACAAGCAAGGGAAGACCAUCGCUUCGCUCCUCUGGGCCGCCGCUGCUCCAACCCUACUGGACGCCAUGCAAGUAACUUUUUCCCGCCUUGCUGGAGGAGAUGAAGCACAUGGCAAAGCAGGAGUUCAUUGCGCACUUAAGAAGAGGAGGCGUCCUGGAGCGCGGUGGAGGCAUUUUGGGCGUGGAGCAUGGCCCGGAGAGAGGCCUUGCGGUUCCUGGAGCCUAGGGAGGCCAUGCGAGAAACCUGGGGCAGCAAGGUACUGCCUCUUGCUGCUCCUCCCCCAUGUCUGUAGCUCGCCUGGAGCUCCCCCAUGCCUUGAGCUCGCUAGAGCAGAGGCCUGCGGAGCGCUCCCUGGGGCAAGGCCUGGGGCGAUCUGCAGGGAGGAGCAGAGGCCUGGAGCUGCGGGGAGAAGAGGUCUGGAGCUGCAGGGAGGAGCAGAGGCCUGGAGCCAGCGGCGAGAUCUGGAGGCGACGACGCGAGGAAGGAGCGAAUCACGAGGGAGAGGGAGGAGCGGAUCGCCAACUUUUGAAUUGUAUAAGGAUGUAAUUGAAAAAUGAUGUUUAGUUCAAAAUGUGUGUUCGUUGCGACAGAUAUUUCGGGACGGAGAAAGUACUAUUGACAUAGAUACACUUUAUUUAUCAAGGAUUUUUGUAUAUCAUAUUAUCACAGGAAAA